AUGCAAUCGCCAACAUCCAACCUCAUUGUGCCAGAGGCCAGUGAUGUCUCUACCUUUGGUGAUUUUAUAGAUCUCGAUGAUUAUGAUAUUCUUGAGCAUUACUCCGAAAACAUGGAUGAGCAUGAGUAUUAUCCUAUCUGCCUCGGAGAAAUUGUUGAAAAGAGAUAUUGUGUCAUGCAUAAAUUAGGCCAUGGGGCCUUUUCCACAGUCUGGCUAGCGCACGAUCUUCAAAAGAAAGUCGAUGUUGCUCUAAAAAUUAUGACUGCUGACUGCGAAUGGAAUUAUGAAUUUCGCAUGCAAAAUGAAAUCAUUCAACGUCUUAAGGAUACCGAUACCUCAAAUCUUCUUUUGUAUCAGGAUACUUUCUCUCUACGAGGUCGUGAUCCCGAUCGCAAUCAUCGCGUCCUCGUCUUCCCCGUGCGGGGUCCGAGUCUAAGCUCACCUCACACAGACAGAAUGUCAAUGGCUACUCGCAUGUCCGCUGCAAAGCAGCUGUUAAAAGCCAUAGAGUCUCUCCACGGGUGCGGAAUUAUUCAUGGGGACGUGAGCAGUGGGAAUGUUUUGUGGGAUAUGGUCCCUCUGGACAAGUACAACACGGCUACGAAAUACAAAUAUCUCGGUCGACCCGAAAAGGCAGCUCUACGACCUGGAGCUUGGAAAGCCGGAGAGCUUGUCAGUGAAGCAAAGAUACCUCAAUCUUUGCUGAGAGCAAAAGUAUAUCUCAGUGACUUUGGCCUUGCAACAGAUGCCAAUAUCAGAUCAUGA
Uncinocarpus reesii 1704 is the source of this 765-nucleotide messenger RNA. RefSeq lists its product as uncharacterized. The coding region runs from base 1 to 765 and encodes 254 amino acids. Lineage: Eukaryota; Fungi; Ascomycota; Eurotiomycetes; Onygenales; Onygenaceae. Gene Ontology annotation, molecular function: ATP binding; protein kinase activity. The record is from RefSeq and is a predicted model, not a curated record. Gene Ontology annotation, biological process: protein phosphorylation. The transcript has 2 exons.